CGGAGCCAAGAUGGCGGCGGCGCGGCCGCGGGCGCCAGAGCGACGGCGGCGGCUGCGGCUCUGGGCUCGCUGAAGCGUUGGCACGUCGCGCUCUGGGCUCAUGUAAUCAAAGAAGUUUCUUUGUUGUGUGUAUCUUUACAGAACACAACAGGAAUUGAAAAUGCAUCAGAACACUGAGUCUGUGGCAGUCACUGAGACUCUGGCUGAGGUACCUGAACACGUGCUUCGAGGACUUCCAGAGGAAGUAAGACUUUUACCAUCUGCGGUCGACAAGACUCGGAUUGGUGUCUGGGCCACUAAACCAAUUUUAAAAGGGAAAAAGUUUGGGCCAUUUGUUGGUGAUAAGAAGAAGAGAUCCCAGGUUAGGAAUAAUGUAUACAUGUGGGAGGUGUACUACCCAAAUUUGGGGUGGAUGUGCAUUGAUGCCACUGAUCCGGAGAAGGGCAACUGGCUCCGCUAUGUGAACUGGGCUUGCUCAGGAGAAGAACAGAAUUUAUUUCCACUGGAAAUCAACAGAGCCAUUUACUAUAAAACCUUAAAGCCAAUCGCGCCUGGCGAGGAGCUCCUGGUCUGGUACAAUGGGGAAGACAACCCCGAGAUAGCAGCUGCGAUUGAGGAAGAGCGAGCCAGCGCCCGGAGCAAGCGGAGCUCCCCGAAGAGCCGGAGAGGGAAGAAGAAAUCACAGGAGAAUAAAAACAAAGGCGUCAGAACCCAGGCUGCAGCGCGGAAGGCGAGCGAGCUGGACUCCACCUCUGCAAACAUGAGGGGCUCUGCAGAAGGUCCAAAAGAAGAGGAUGAGAGGCCUUUGGCUUCUGCACCUGAGCAGCCAGCCCUUCUGCCAGAGGUGGUAAGCCAGGAUGCAGUUCCACAGGUGGCCAUCCCUCUUCCUGCCUGCGAGUCACAGCCAGGGGCAGAUGGGAAACAAGAAGUCACAGACUGUGAGGUCAACAAUAUGAAGGAAGAGGAGGAGGAGGAGGAGGAGGAGCUGGAAGAGGAAGAAGAGGAGGAGGAGUUGGGAGAAGAUGGGGAGGAAGAAGCAGACAUGCCGAAUGAAAGCUCUGUGAAAGAACCAGAAAUACGGUGUGAAGAAAAGCCAGAAGAUUUACUGGAAGAGCCACGGAGUGUGCCAACUGAAACUUCUGAAGGCUCCCCAGGCGCCACCCCUCCUCCCCACGCUCCCAGGGCUAGAGAGGAGGCCAACGGCGAGGGGCUUGAAACAUUCAUGUUUCCAUGUCAGCAUUGUGAAAGGAAAUUUGCAACGAAGCAGGGGCUAGAACGUCACAUGCACAUCCACAUUUCUACAAUCAACCACGCUUUCAAGUGCAAGUACUGUGGGAAACCAUUUGGCACACAGAUCAACAGGAGGCGGCAUGAAAGGCGCCACGAAACAGGGUUGAAGAGAAGACCCAGCAUGGCAUUACAAUCCUCAGAGGACCCAGACGAUGGCAAGGGGGAAAAUGUUACUUCUAAAGAUGAGUCGAGUCCACCUCAACUUGGGCAAGACUGUUUGAUAUUGAACUCAGAGAAAACCUCACAGGAAAUACUGAAUUCAUCUUUUGUGGAAGAGAAUGGUGAAGUUAAAGAACUUCACCCAUGCAAAUACUGCAAAAAGGUAUUUGGAACUCACACCAAUAUGAGACGACAUCAGCGUAGAGUUCACGAACGCCACCUGAUUCCCAAAGGUGUCCGGCGAAAAGGAGGCCUCCUAGAAGAGCCGCAGCCACCUGCAGAGCAGGCCCCGCCCUCCCAGAAUGUCUAUGUACCAAGCACAGAGCCCGAGGAGGACGGGGACGCAGAUGAUGUGUAUAUCAUGGACAUUUCUAGCAACAUCUCUGAGAACCUAAAUUACUAUAUUGAUGGUAAGAUUCAGACCAACAACAGCACUAGUGAUUGUGAUGUGAUUGAGAUGGAGUCUAACUCUGCACACUUGUAUGGCAUAGACUGUCUGCUCACUCCAGUAACUGUAGAGAUUACUCAAAACAUAAAGAGCACUCAGGGCUCUGUGACAGAUGAUCUUCUUAAAGAGUCUCCCAGUAGCACAAAUUGCGAGUCUAAGAAACGGAGGACUGCCAGUCCACCUGUACUCCCUAAAAUUAAAGCAGAGACAGAUUCUGAUUCCACGGCACCCUCGUGUUCCUUAAGUCUGCCUCUGAGCAUAUCAACAACAGAGGUGGUGUCUUUCCAUAAAGAGAAGGGUGUCUAUUUGUCUUCAAAGCUCAAGCAGCUUCUUCAGACCCAGGACAAACUGACUCCUCCUGCAGGGAUUUCAACAGCUGAGAUUCCUAAGUUAGGUCCCGUGUGUGUAUCUGCUCCUGCAUCCAUGUUAGCUGUGACUUCUAGUAGGUUUAAGAGACGCACCAGCUCUCCCCCCAGUUCUCCACAGCACAGCCCUGCCCUUCGAGACUUUGGGAAACAGAGUGAUGGGAAAGCAGCAUGGACAGACACAGCUCUGACUUCCAAGAAACCGAAGUUAGAAAGUCGUAGUGACUCACCAGCGUGGAGUUUGUCUGGGAGAGAUGAGAGAGAAACUGGAAGCCCUCCUUGUUUUGAUGAAUACAAAAUAUCAAAAGAAUGGGCAGCCAGUUCUACUUUCAGCAGCGUGUGCAACCAACAGCCGUUGGAUUUAUCCAGCGGUGUCAAACAGAAGUCAGAGGGCACAGGCAAGACUCCAGUCCCAUGGGAAUCUGUAUUGGAUCUCAGUGUGCAUAAAAAGCCUUGUGAUUCUGAAGGCAAGGAAUUCAAAGAGAACCAUUUGGCACAGCCGGCUGCAAAGAAGAAAAAACCAACCACCUGCAUGCUACAAAAGGUUCUUCUCAAUGAAUAUAAUGGUGUUAGCUUACCUACAGAAAGCACACCAGAGGCGACCAGGAGCCCAAGUCCUUGUAAAUCACCAGACACACAGCCAGAUCCUGAACUUGCUACUGACUCGAGUUGCUCAGCCCCCACUGCUGAGUCUCCACCUGAGGUUGUUGGCCCUUCAUCACCCCCUCUCCAGGCAGCCUCCCUGUCCUCUGGUCAGCUGCCUCCUCUCUUGAUCCCCACAGAGCCUUCUUCCCCUCCGCCCUGCCCUCCUGUGUUAACUGUUGCCACUCCACCACCUCCCCUCCUUCCGACUGUCCCUCUCCCCAACCCCUCUUGUGAUGCCUCUCCUCAACAGUGCCCCUCUCCAUUCUCAAAUGCCACUGCUCAGUCUCCUCUUCCGAUUCUCUCCCCAACAGUGUCCCCCUCUCCCUCUCCUAUUCCUCCUGUAGAGCCACUCAUGUCUGCUGCUUCCCCUGGUCCUCCGACACUUUCCUCCUCUUCCUCCUCCUCUUCCUCCUCUUCCUUCUCUUCCUCUUCAUGUUCCUCCUCCUCCCCCUCACCACCCCCUCUCUCAGCAGUGUCAUCUGUGGUGUCCUCUGGGGACAACCUGGAAGCAUCUCUCCCUGCAAUAACUCUCAAACAGGAGGAGUCAGAGAGUGAAGGUCUGAAACGCAAGGAAGAGGCCCCAGCUGCAGGUGGGCAGAGCGCUGUCCAAGAGACAUUCAGCAGAAACUUCGUCUGCAAUGUGUGCGCAUCACCUUUUCUUUCCAUUAAAGACCUAACCAAACAUUUGUCUGUCCAUGCUGAAGAAUGGCCCUUCAAAUGUGAGUUUUGUGUGCAGCUUUUUAAGGGUAAGACCGAUCUAUCAGAGCACCGAUUUCUGCUUCAUGGAGUCGGAAAUAUCUUUGUGUGUUCUGUAUGUAAGAAAGAAUUUGCCUUCUUAUGCAAUUUACAGCAGCAUCAGCGUGAUCUCCACCCAGAUGAGUUAUGCACACACCACGAGUUUGAAAGUGGGACCCUGAGGCCCCAGAACUUCACAGACCCCAGCAAGGCCCAUGUGGAGCAUAUGCCGAGUUUGCCAGAAGAGCCUGCGGAAGCUUCUAGAGAGGAGGAGUUAAAUGACUCCUCUGAAGAGCUUUACACGACCAUCAAAAUAAUGGCUUCCGGAAUAAAGACGAAAGAGCCAGAUGUUCGACUUGGUCUCAACCAGCAUUACCCGAGCUUUAAGCCACCUCCAUUUCAGUACCACCAUCGAAACCCUAUGGGGAUUGGGGUAACAGCCACAAACUUCACCACCCACAAUAUCCCACAGACUUUCACUACUGCCAUCCGCUGCACAAAGUGUGGCAAGAGUGUUGAUAACAUGCCUGAGCUGCAUAAGCACAUCUUGGCGUGUGCAUCUGCAAGUGACAAGAAGAGGUACACUCCUAAGAAAAACCCAGUGCCGCUGAGACAGACGGUGCAGCCCAAAAAUGGAGUGCUGGUUUUAGACAACUCUGGGAAAAAUGCCUUCAGACGGAUGGGGCAGCCUAAGAGACUGAGCUUCAAUGUUGAACUCAGCAAAAUGUCUCCAAAUAAGCUCAAGCUAAAUGCAUUGAAGAAAAAAAAUCAGCUGGUACAGAAAGCGAUCCUUCAGAAGAACAGAUCUGCGAAGCAGAAGGCAGACCUGAGGGACACUUCCGAGGCGUCCUCACAUAUCUGCCCUUACUGUGACAGGGAGUUCACGUACAUCGGCAGCCUGAAUAAGCAUGCUGCUUUCAGCUGUCCUAAAAAACCCCUUUCUCCUUCCAAAAGAAAAGUUUCUCAUUCAUCUAAGAAAGGUGGCCACACAUCAUCUGCCAGCAGUGACAGAAACAGUAGUAGCAAUCCCCGGAGGCGCACCGCAGAUACGGAGAUCAAGAUGCAGAGCAUGCAGGCACCCUUGGGCAAGACCCGAGCUCGGAGUACAGGCCCUGCCCAAGCCUCGCUGCCCUCCUCAUCCUUCAGAUCCAGACAGAAUGUCAAGUUUGCAGCUUCAGUCAAGUCCAAAAAAGCAAGCUCUUCAUCCUUGAGGAAUUCUAGUCCCGUAAGAAUGGCUAAGAUUACUCAUGUUGAGGGCAAAAAAUCCAAAGCUGUUGCCAAGAGUCAUUCUACUCAGCUCUCAAGCAAAGCAUCCCGAAGCCUGCACGUGAAGGUGCAGAAGAGCAAAGCUGUUCUACAAAGCAAGACUGCCCUGGCCAGCAAGAAAAGAACAGACCGGUUCAUAGUAAAAUCUAGAGAGCGGAGCGGGGGCCCAAUCACCCGAAGCCUUCAGCUGGCAGCUGCUGCGGACCUGAGUGAAAGCAGGAGAGAGGACAGCAGUGCCAGGCAUGAGCUGAAGGACUUGAGGUAAGCCCAGAGCUCGGGGAGGUGAGGACUGCUGGAGAGCUGUAGCUGGCCUGGAGGACGUCUGUCCUUUUAGCAGAGUGGCACUGGCAUAAUCUUGUGGCAUACCCUUGCUACUUUGAUGCUGUACUGAUGAAUAAAUACAAUGAUUUCAGACUUAGUGCUCACAAAGUGGUACCAUUUCUUUAAUUUCUGAAUGGAGCUUGAACCCAGUUCCCUGUGUGAAAAGAUGAAGUUCUCUUAAUUUACAUCUUGGGCAGUGUUCCAAGGCCACCUGUGUUGGUUCCUGGUCCUGCAUUGCUCCUUAGGGUUAAGUGGGUGACGACAAGUCCAGUAGCAACCUCAGUGCUCUCUUGUUUAGUAGUUUGUGACUUAAGCAUAGUUAAUGAUGUCUAAAUAUCUAAUGUUAAUACUUCCAUUUGCUAGUGUUUGAAUUUAAAAUUUUUUCCACGUUGCUUAAAAUAAAAUCACCAUAUAUCUUUAAAAUGCCUUAUAUUCCCCUCUAGCCCUCUGCCUACAGCAAUAGAGAGACUAGCAAUUGAGGUUCUAAUGGGGAAGAAGAGCAGGCCAGGCCCUGGGGCUCAGUGCUUCUCCUAUAAUGUUAGGUUUCUCAGUUUAGAUCUGAGCUGACCUUACUGCCUUAUUCCAUAUUCUCCCCAUAUACACAUGGUUCUCAGGGACAGUGAUGUGGCCCUAGGAUAGCCUGUUAUAUUGACUUCUCAAGCUGAGUUGAUAUACAUUUGGAAUUCCUUCUUAUUCCCAAAUAAUGUCCACAGGUUAGUGGCCAUCAUCAGAAGGUUACUCUGCAAAUAUUUGGACACCUAUGCAGCCUGUCUUGAUUCUGGGUUGUCAUGACUGUAAUUCUGGGUAUUGGAAGCAAACAGAGUUAGGGACAGCUGUGGAGUGACUUGUUUUGGAGAGAAGACCUAAGCAUACCAAGGUUCCAGUGUCACUCAGGUAAAGUUCUUGGUGCUGUGUGCCUUGAAGCAUAGCAAAAGAAAGUUCUAGACAUUGGGCACAACAGUUCCCUGUAGUGCUGAAGGAUUGAGCUCUUUUGGAAGGCACUUCGAAACGUUCUGAGUGUUAGUUGCUGUCGAUCUGGUCAUAUUUAGCCACACAGGUGCUUGGGCGACAUGGUUGAGUUGGCUGUAGUGAGGAACAGCACUGCUUUCAGCCGCCAGUGCUCCUUACCUGCUACUGGCCUCUGCUCUAGGGAAUUCCACACCACCUUAGCAUUUUGAACCAUCCUGGAUUAGCAUGUAGGUGACUGAUGAUUUAGAGUGUGCUUUCUUCCAGUGUUUUCUAAAAGAAUUAACUGUUUUGUACUAGAUCCUGUAGACUUUUCAGGGGUAAACGUAUGAAAACGUAAGAGCUGAGUGUGCUUGUAUAAAGUUCACUUGCUUCACUCUUACCUGGUGUUUUAAAGACUCCCUAAGGCUAAAUGUGUCCCAAAACAUGUCUCUUCUCUUGCUCCAGUGGAUUUUAAACUAUUUUGAUAGUUAACAGAAUUAUAUUGCUGGAGUUAAAAGUUGGCUUAAAAAGCACCACUUAAAGCUACAGAUAACGAAAUCAUGAAUAGUGUGCUCAGUUACAGACACUGAGUUGUUCCUAGUGACUAAUCCUUUUCCUUGGCGAGUUACUGCCCUGUGUUUUAGACAGAUCUGCAGAAUGAGAGACAUCAUCCAAGAUAACUUUCCAAGAGAUUAUGACCUUGUGAGUUGUUUUGGACAAUUAAAAACCAAAUGUCCAAUUGAACAUCGUGUUUGACUAUCUAGACAUGAGAGUGGGUAUUUAUUUCUGCAGAGUGUAUUUCAGUCAUUAGUACCCCUAGCAAACAUAUAGGCAACAGUAGGAUUCCUGGCUACUAGCAUCCACACACCAGGGUCCUCUAACUCAGGGCUGCUACAGACUAGCCUGAGCUCAUUUUCAGUGCUUGUGUGUUUUGUGCUGACUAGGGAGGAGUGUUUACUGACAGAGGUCCUCAGCUCCGGUGGUUGUCUCAGUUGGCUUAAAGGAGACUAAUGGAAGGAGCUGUCAUGCCUGGAGCUUCCAUGUUCUGUCCUCAGCUCUGUAGAACACAUAGCUUGUUCCUUCCCUGCCUGUUGAUUGCAGCAAACUAUGGUUAUAAGUCAUGUCCAGUAUCAGACACUUGACACUUGAAAGCCAGCAUAGGGUUCUGCAGAUUUUCAAGGACAUAGCUGUAGCCAGAACAGCAUUGAGCACAGGCUCCACAGGUUGCCGGUUGGUCACUUCCUGAAGCACCAGCUGGUUUACCAUUCCAGGAUAAAGAGCCAUCAGAAAAGCCGGUGAGCCUCUCCCUGAGUCUGUCCCAGUCUGCCUGGACCUUCCUGCUAUUGCCUUUGGCUUGGUUCCUUUCUAGAGAGAAGAGCAGACUCUUCCAUGUUCUUCCCUGUAAUCCAAAGAGAGCUGUUCUAUCCAAGCAACGUUUCCAUUUUUCAUGAUGCCCACUACCCCUGUGUCCAGAAGUUAGAGAAGAAGCAAGUCCAAGACAGGUUCUUCACUGCCACCACCAGGUGCCCCUACCCCCACUGCAUACUGUGCGUGGGAAACUGCCCUGUGUCUUGGGAGCAGGAGUGGAGUUUCUAACUAUUAGAGUUGUUUAUGUGUUUCUGUCUUGGUGACAUUUGUCGUACAGUCUCCUCACCUUUUUCUUUAAUUGGUCAGUUCAUACAAGGUUGUGUAUGUUGUCAUUUAUCUUCAGUUUUCUUAUUUUCUAGGAACUUCCUGUAGAAAAGUCCCCCCCACAAAACAAACCUUAACUGACUAAAAGAUAUUGCAUGCUCAACUUAGGAUAAGCACUACGGCAAAGGAUACGAAAUCUACCCAGCUUGCAAGACCAGUUGAAGCUGACUCAAAAGCUGUAACAUACAGCUGCUUACCGACAGGCUUCUUGCCCUGGUUAGUGUCAGGCAUCCGUCUCUUUGGUGGAGCUCACGUGUGUGCUGGGCUCUCAGGGGAUUGAAAUCCAAAGAGAAGGGUGCCAUAAGAUGGGCUAGAUGGACUGGCUCUUCCUCAUCACCGGACUGGCAGCUCAGCUCUGAGUGUGGCCCUUGAGUCUGGCAGAGAGCAGCUAAGAGAGCAAUUGAACUGAACCUUGCAAAGCAAGUGCCCUUGUUUUAUGAGUGGUCCUAGUUUCAGGGAUGACAGAUCGGGUGUGCCCACCUCAAAACGCUUGCGUUACACCAGCCCUCGAUGCCUUCUUUCAUGUGAAUUAUACAGAGAGGCAUUUAGUUGAUCCCUAUCCCUCUCCCCUUUAAAAAAAAAAAAUCAUAAGCAGAUUGCCAGCGUAAUGCAGAGGAUCCCAGAUUGGAUAGGACUCCUUCUCAUGCCUCUGUUAGUGUUUGUGUGUCCAACUGGACGUUACCCUCUCACUGUCUGGCACUAAUUUAUAGCUGUUAUAUUACGAGAUGCUGUGUAGCAGUGUAUCAGUGCACGGAAAGCAUCCAGGCCUGUAUAGCUGUUUGUUAUCUGCACACCAGGCCUUACUCUUGUCUCAGUAGAUUCAAAGCAACAGAUCAGCCUCUUCCUUUUGUAGCGGGUCAGCACCACUUCUCCAUGAGUGCUGAUGCUUCCCCCAGAGUAAUGACCGAGGUGGUGGAAAACGGCUACAUUUUAUUCAUACUGUGUUUUGUACUCAACCUUAAAAGUAAUCUACCUCUUACACUUUGUAGUUGAAUACUUGUGUGAUGAAUUUGUGCCACUUUAACCUUUCACUACCAUUCCCAUUUUGUUACCUUUCUGUUCAGGAGACUUUAUGUUGGAAUACUGUAUAAAGCAUUUGUAGCAGUUUAAAAAUAAAAUAUUUAAAAUUAUUUAAAUUGUUUUGGGUGCUUCAAUUGUAUUCUGUGAUUUAGAGCUUACAUUUGUGUUUGCAUUGUUAAUCCGGAAGGUGUCUGCUGUACUGAAGUUUGCUGUUAGUUAUUUUAUUGCUUCUUGUCGCAAAGUGCUAUAAAGAUUAUUCUAAUGAAAACAUUAAAAUUUAUAAUUUGACAUACAAAAGGGAUUGUUCAUUGUUUUUAACCAAUGUAGCCUUGACAGAGUUUUUAUUACAGACACACAAGAGUGAUGUUUGCUACUUUGCCCUGUUAGCAUGGACACAUCCUCUGUUUGUCAGAUGUCUAAGAAAGCUCUUUUUUCAUGUUAUUUAAAAUACCUGAUAACUAGGGGAGACUUGGAUGAUACAAUCUAUAUCAUUGUAACGAAUAAACACUUUGUAAACACUU
Molecule: messenger RNA, 9410 nt
Organism: Mus musculus (house mouse)
Lineage: Eukaryota; Metazoa; Chordata; Mammalia; Rodentia; Muridae
Gene: Prdm2
Product: PR domain containing 2, with ZNF domain
Exons: 8
Coding region: 161-5173 (1670 amino acids)
Biological process (GO): positive regulation of transcription by RNA polymerase II; chromatin remodeling; negative regulation of transcription by RNA polymerase II
Cellular component (GO): nucleoplasm; nucleus
Molecular function (GO): RNA polymerase II transcription regulatory region sequence-specific DNA binding; histone methyltransferase activity; histone H3K9 methyltransferase activity
Source: RefSeq, marked validated